GGCCCGGCCGGUUGGUGUGGCCCGUCAGCCCGCGCUCCGUAGCCUCCGCGCGGCGUAGCCUCCGCGCGGCGCCCAGCGAAGUCGAGUCGAGCCGAGGCGGCCAGGUCCAGCGCGGGCGGCGCGCGCUGACGGAGGGCGGCGGCCGCGGCCAGGGCGGCCCGUGGGACCGCGGGCCCCCGGCGCAGCGCCGCCCGGCUCCCGCUCCUGGCCCUGCCGGCCUCUUCCCUCGGCGCCGCGGCCAUGGCGGCCAGCGCGAAGCGGAAGCAGGAGGAGAAGCACCUGAAGAUGCUGCGGGACAUGACCGGUCUCCCGCACAACCGAAAGUGCUUCGACUGCGACCAGCGCGGCCCCACCUACGUGAACAUGACGGUCGGCUCCUUCGUCUGUACCUCCUGCUCCGGCAGCCUGAGAGGGUUAAAUCCACCACACAGGGUAAAAUCUAUCUCCAUGACAACAUUCACACAACAAGAAAUUGAAUUUCUGCAAAAACACGGAAAUGAAGUCUGUAAACAGAUUUGGCUAGGAUUAUUUGAUGAUAGAUCUUCAGCAAUUCCAGACUUCAGGGAUCCACAAAAAGUGAAAGAGUUCCUACAAGAAAAGUAUGAAAAGAAAAGAUGGUAUGUCCCUCCAGAACAAGCCAAAGUGGUGGCAUCCGUUCAUGCAUCUAUUUCAGGGUCCUCUGCCAGUAGCACAAGCAGCACACCUGAGGUCAAACCACUGAAGUCUCUUUUAGGAGAUUCAGCACCAGCACUGCACUUAAAUAAGGGCACACCUAGUCAGUCCCCAGUUGUAGGUCGCUCUCAAGUGCAGCAGCAGGAAAAGAAGCAGUUUGACCUUUUAAGUGAUCUUGGCUCAGACAUCUUUGCUGCUCCAGCACCUCAGUCAACAGCUACAGCCAAUUUUGCUAACUUUGCACAUUUCAACAGUCAUGCAGCUCAGAAUUCUGCAAAUGCAGAUUUUGCAAACUUUGAUGCAUUUGGACAGUCUAGUGGUUCGAGUAAUUUUGGAGGUUUCCCCACAGCGAGUCACUCUCCUUUUCAGCCCCAAACUACAGCAUUUAGAAUGCUUUCAUCUAGCUGCAGUUUUGGUGAAUUUACUUCAGCUUUUCCUCUCCAGGCUUCCAACAGUGGAAGUGCUGGAUCAGUAAAUGCUAAUUUUGCUCAUUUUGAUAACUUCCCCAAAUCCUCCAGUGCUGAUUUUGGAACCUUCAGUACUUCCCAGAGUCAUCAAACAGCAUCAGCUGUUAGUAAAGUUUCAACGAACAAAGCUGGUCUACAGACUACAGACAAAUAUGCAGCACUUGCUAAUUUAGACAAUAUCUUCAGUGCUGGGCAAGGUGGUGAUCAGGGGAGUGGCUUUGGGACCACAGGUAAAGCUCCUGUUGGUUCUGUGGUUUCAGUUCCCACUCAGUCAAGUGCAUCCUCAGACAAAUAUGCAGCCCUGGCAGAACUAGACAGCGUUUUCAGCUCUGCAGCUACUUCCAGUAACGCAUAUACUUCCACAAGUAAUGCUAGCAGCAAUGUUUUUGGAACAGUGCCAGUGGGUGCUUCUGCACAGACACAGCCUGCUUCUUCAAGUGUGCCUGCUCCAUUUGGAGCUACGCCUUCUACAAAUCCAUUUGUUGCUGCUGCUGGUCCUUCUGUGGCAUCUUCUACAAAUCCAUUUCAGACCAAUGCCAGAGGAGCAACAGCUGCAACCUUUGGCACCGCCUCCAUGAGCAUGCCCGCGGGCUUCGGAACUCCUGCUCCGUAUAGUCUUCCCACCAGCUUCAGCGGCAGCUUCCAGCAGCCUGCCUUCCCAGCCCAAGCAGCUUUUCCUCAACAGACAGCUUUUUCUCAACAGCCCAAUGGUUUUGCAGCAUUUGGACAAACAAAGCCAGUGGUAACCCCUUUUGGUCAAGUUGCAGCUGCUGGAGUAUCUAGUAAUCCUUUUAUGACUGGUGCACCAACAGGACAAUUUCCAACAGGAAGCUCAUCAACCAAUCCUUUCUUAUAGCCUUAUAUAGACACUUUACUGGAACGAACUUUUACGUGGUCACAUUACAUCUCUCCGCCUCUUGCACUGUUGUCUUGUUUCACUGAUCUUAGCUUUAAACACAGGAGAAGUCUUUAAAAAGCCUGCAUUGUGUAUUAAACACCAGGUAAUAUGUGCAAAACAGAGGGCUCCAGUAACAACUUUUAACCUGUGAAUUGGCAGAUAAAGGUAGCGGUAUCAUGUAUAUUAAAAAUUGGCUAAUAUUAAGUUAUUGCAGAUACCACAUUCAUUAUGCUGCAGUACUGUACAUAUUUUUCUUAGAAAUUAGCUAUUUGUGCAUAUCAGUAUUUGUAACUUUAACACAUUGUUAUGUGAGAAAUGUUACUGGGGAAAUAGAUCAGCCACUUUUAAGGUGCUGUCAUAUAUCUUGGAAUGAAUGACCUAAAAUCAUUUUAACCAUUGCUACUGGAAAGUUACAAAGUCAAAAUUGGAAGGUUUUAUUCAUUCUUGAAUUUUUCCUUUCUAAAGAGCUCUUCUAUUUAUACAUACCUAAAUUCUUUAAAAAUGUAGAGGGAUACCUGUCUGCAUAAUAAAGCUGAUCAUGUUUUGCUACAGUUUGCAGGUGAAAAAAAUAAAUAUUAGAAAAUAUGCUAUUGUUUUUGUGUUCUUGCUGCAAUGCCUUUACCAAAGUGGCCUUAAAAUAUGAGUAGUGAAUUGAGAACAUCUUGAAUUCUUAAAUUAGAAUUUCAGAAUACUUCUAGUGAUUAACUUUUAUGUCUAAAAGAGAAAAUUUUAUAAAAAAAGGCCAUGUAGAAAAUUUAUUAAAACUAAUAUGACUGCUAUAUUCAGGAAUAUGUCAGUGGUAAAGCAUUUAAAUGUAGCUUGUCAGAUUCACCGUAAUCCUUCUAAUUUCUUUGCAACUUCUUAAUUUUGUGAAAAUUUGUAUAUAUGAAGAAUUUGCAUGUAUGUGUAUUUACAGAUUUUUUUAAGUAUCUUGAAUUCUCAGACUGCAGAAGUCCUAUUUUAACUAUUGAUUUUUAAACAAAAAUACUGUCUUUGAAUGUAUUGGAAGCAGACAUGCAUUAACUGUGACAUGAUUGCACCUCAGUUUUUUUUUUUCCUUUGUUUGGACAAACUGAUAUUAUUAAAAUAGGACAUUUAUUUAUGUUCCAUUUCUGGGGGCAAAACAAACUGGAACCCAGUGUUACCUUAAAGUUCUAGAAUACUUUGUUUAAAAAGGCAACGAUACUAAUGUUUAGUUAUAUCUUUUUGUUAAUAGAUGAACUUGUUUAAAUAUUUAUGUACAGUAAUGCCUCAUUCAUUAAGACGUAAUCUAGCAGUCUUCAUCAAUACAGAACACAGCUGAGAAACUUGGAAUAAUUCUUUUUAAAUGCUUUUGAGCAACACACAUUAGUCACAAAGUGUCUAUAUAUUUGUUUUUAUGUGAAAUUUUGAUUAUUUCAUUUCCCAGUCCUAGAGUAUUAUUAGCAGUUCAGAAGUGACAGUUUGGAAGGAGAUAGACAAACCAUGAAAACCUGUCGACCAUUUAGUUUAAGGACAGCCAGGCCAGCCUCGAGGACAUCACUGUAUGACAUCAUAUUCUGAUAAUAGUCUGGUACUUUGACUCUGUGUCAUCAAGAAAAGGUAAAGUUACGUAUACAAAUAUGUAAUACGUGUUUGGAAAGUUUUAUCUUACCAUGUUUAAACAAUUUUUUUAAAGCUUUGGUAUUAAAAGAAAUGAACAUCA
This is a messenger RNA of Neogale vison (American mink), 3721 nucleotides long. RefSeq names its product ArfGAP with FG repeats 1 (gene AGFG1). The record is from RefSeq and is a predicted model, not a curated record. Gene Ontology annotation, cellular component: cytoplasmic vesicle. Gene Ontology annotation, molecular function: GTPase activator activity. NCBI's taxonomy places the organism in Eukaryota, Metazoa, Chordata, Mammalia, Carnivora, Mustelidae. The transcript has 14 exons. Bases 241 to 1995 code for a protein of 584 amino acids.